Messenger RNA from Mollisia scopiformis, 1168 nucleotides. RefSeq lists its product as uncharacterized. Gene Ontology annotation, cellular component: nucleus; cytoplasm. NCBI's taxonomy places the organism in Eukaryota, Fungi, Ascomycota, Leotiomycetes, Helotiales, Mollisiaceae. The record is from RefSeq and is a predicted model, not a curated record. Bases 449 to 1168 code for a protein of 239 amino acids. The transcript is spliced from 4 exons.
GUGUCACACUCAUUGGCAAGCCACCACCAGAUAGACGCCCCAGUAUCGUUCUAAAAUGAGAGAGCUUAUCAAAACACGCCGACGCACAUGACAAGUAUACGAUUACUUCUUGUAGAAUAUACAGGACUAGAAGAUUACUUCAACAAGGCUUAGGGAGAGGAAGAUGUGGUAUUAGCGCGCGCUAGUCGUAUCAAGCCCCCAAACCGAAGCGUCCACCAGCAGGUGAUGGUUCGUAUGCAAUCCCGAACAUUCGGAGCUGAGCGUCCGUGAUUCCAAGCUUAAUUGCAUAUAUAAGCCUGUCAGAUGUAGCUUCGGGUGCCCAUCAUCUCUUCUGAAUAUGUCGCAUUAGGUUGAUCGUCUUCGCCACAUCAGAUAUUAAUUCUGCCGCACUUGCUGCACUUGCCGCGUCCCUGCCACUGGAACACUCGUCCGAUACCACCGUUCCAAGAUGCAUUUCCUCUGCCUGCAUGGGAUAGGAACAAGCAACCAGGUUUUUGAGGUUCAAACAGCCGCAUUAAGAUACGAGCUGGGGGACAAUCAUUCAUACGAAUUUGUCGAAGGAACGGUUCCAUGGCAAUUGGCUCCCGAAGUAUCAUCCAUGUUCAACCCAAAAGAUUCGUACCAUGCGUACUUCGACCCAGAAUCAGCCCCCAGCGCCCAGCAAGCACUCGACCAGCUUGACGAUUAUGUGCACACCGAGGGUCCAUUCGAUGGGAUAAUCGCAUUCUCGCAAGGGGCUGCACUCGCAGCCACCUACAUUAUUCGCAAAUCAAAACAGAGCAAACCAGGAAACCACAAUGAGAUGCCGAUCAAAUGUGUUGUCUUCUUGUCAAGCACAGCUUUGUAUGAUUACGAGCUGUAUUUUGAAAAGGGUCAGCUUCGAGUACUGGAUGCUGAUAUUGACUCCGAGCUCAUCCAAAUUCCAACUGUGCAUAUAUGGGGCGAGCAGGACAACCUCAGGAAAGACAGCGAGCGGCUGAGUAGGCUUUGUGCCCAGGCCACAGUGUUUGUCCAUGGCGGAGCUCAUGAGGUCCCAGGAUUAGGUUCGAAUGCAAAUGUGACAGGAGCUGUGAAUGCAAUCAGAAGAGGAAUCCGGGAGGCGCAAGAUCUCAUGUCGCGUGGUCUGGAUGGGAGAGUGGAAGGAAAUGGUGUUGACGCUGCUGAAUAA